Messenger RNA from Juglans microcarpa x Juglans regia, 1838 nucleotides. RefSeq names its product UPF0496 protein At4g34320-like. The record is from RefSeq and is a predicted model, not a curated record. The transcript is spliced from 2 exons. Lineage: Eukaryota; Viridiplantae; Streptophyta; Magnoliopsida; Fagales; Juglandaceae. The coding region runs from base 511 to 1560 and encodes 349 amino acids.
GCUGAUGUAUGGAAAACUUUUUUCUCCUCUUCCUACGCGUCCUUGUCUUGGUUUUUUUUUCCUGUUUCAAUUCAUAGAUUUAAUUUAUGGGCAUCUUUCUCUAAUUGUUUCAUAUCAAAGAUCAUUCACUGCUACCCAAAGAUCUUAGCUUUCGAAGAUAAUAUACUGUGUUUGGCUUGGAUUUUGGGACUAUUUACUCUACACGGAGAUUUUUGUUUUUUUGGUGAGUACUCUACAUGGAGUUUAAUUUCAGCAAAAUUUCAGUUUUCUUGUUCCUCAAGCUCCCAAUCGGCCUGAUUUAGCUGAAUUUUGUUAAUUUUUAUUGUAUCCGUUCUUCGGAUGGUGCGACCUGUUUAGCUGGAUUACUGAUACUUAGAUUUGAAAUUGGUUCAAUCAGAUAGCAGUGAGAGAAAAAAUUCGGCUAUAAGAAAGAAAUAAUCGCUUUUGGAUAGCAAAGAGUUGCAUAUAAAGCUUAAGUGUGUCUCGUCAUUAGCCGGAAAAUCUGCAAGCAUGGUUAGUAACUCAAGCAAGACCCAUUUCAAGGCUGAUAUGAGCGCCCAUGAGGUGGCGCGUGAACUGGAUGUGGACUUAGAGUCCGGUGAUGCCACCGUGGUCGGGGAACCUCAGCUCGUUUCUUCUGACUCAAUCAAAGAGAUCGUCAAAUGUCUAUAUGAAAUGCACCUGGAAAUGGCCAAUUUCAACCUCAAGUGUAAGGAAGAUAUAUGGAACAAUCAGGAAUUUUUCUCGUUCCUGAAGGAUUACUUCCAAAAUAGUCUCAGGGCAUUGGACUUCUGCACUGCCCUUGAGGACUGCCUGAAGCGCACACGUGAUAACCAGUUGAUAGUUCAGUUUGCAGUCAAGCAUUUUGAGGAAGAAGUGGACGAUGGGGUUGAUGGGGUGAAGUAUGUGAAGACAUUGCAAGAGUUGAGUAAAUUCAAGGAUGCUGAGGACCCAUUUACUGACGAGUUUUCUCCACCUUUUCCAUCAGUUUAUGAGCAGCAUGACUCGGUGUUGGACAAAUUGCAGCUUCGGAAAACAAAGCUAGACCAGAAAUUGGAACAUGUGAGGACAUGUAGAAUAGUGUUCAAUGUCAUUUUUGUUGUUGUAUUUGUGUCUGUGUUAGUUCUCAUGGUGGUGGCAGCUGCCAUUAAAGCUCCGGCUUGGGCAACGGCAUUGACGGGUGCAUUGUCUGUUCCAAUGGGCUAUCUGGGAAAAUGGUGCAACUCAGUUUUUAAGAGCUGUCAGAGUGCACUGGAAGGAAAAAGGGAAGUAAUCAGCUCAAUGCGAGAUGGCACUCUUACUACAAAGAAGGACUUGGGUAACAUUGAGGCACUUACUCGUAAACUGCGAAUUGAGACUGAUUCAAUGCUAGAGAAAGCUGAUUUCGCUCUUGGUGAAGAGGAGGCAGUGACGCUUGUGAUAGAUGAGAUCCAGAAGAAGCUAGAAAUGUUUAUGAAUACUGCUCAGAAUCUAAGGGCUAAUGUUGAUAGGUGUAGCGGCAAUAGUGUGAGUUGGAGGAAGUUGGUUUUGCAGUCAAUGUUCAGGCGUGCGCGGGACUGAGAAAUCCUUUGGCAUGUGGUCUGAGAUAACAACUUGUCAUGCUGGUGUUUGUCAGUGUGAGUUUCAUAAAAAAAUGUUCAUUUGCCCCCUUGGAUGAUCAUGUUUUGUAGAUCAUUCUUAGUUUUAUGCUUCAGAGUUUCUAAAAGAAAUCUACAAAACAUGAUUGAUUAUUCAGCUCUGAAGUUGACUGUUACUCGGUCAGUUUGAAGGGGUGGUACACUGAAAUGUCAGUAUUAUAAUUAGAAAGAAAACCUAUAGAUAAUGACACCUAUAAAUUA